AUGAUGAAGCUGCUUCUUUCUCUGACUCUCAUCUGGGUGCUCUCCAGCACAGGUGAAGCACUUGUGUGUGAAACUUGUACAGAUGUUACCUGUUCAACCACAGCAGCAGCUACAUGUCCCACAGGCACGAUGUGUAUCACAGCUUCUAUUCAAGCCGUUUCAUCUGGGACUCCUGGACAGCAAAUCUACAAGGCCUGUACCCCCCCCUCCCUGUGUCCAGCCACAGGCUCUCAGACAUUUUCAGUGAACUUGGGUGUUUCCAGUUCACUUGCAAGUGCUACAUGCUGCAACACAGACAACUGCAACUCUGUCACUCUGCCUUUCCCUGUGGUUCCAGCAGUUAACAGUCUACAGUGUCACGUCUGUGACCCCAUGACCUCUGAUUGCAGCUCUUCAGUACAAUGUAAGGGAACAGAGGAUCUCUGCUUUGAAGCUGUUGUGACAAAUACAGGCGGCACUUCUCCAGCUUUUGGCUGUGCAUCUACAAAUCUGUGUGCAGCUGCUGCCAGCCUGGGGUCACUGCCUUUCAUGCAAAGUGUUGGUGCCAUUACCAGUGGACCAGCCUGUUGUGGGACUAGUUUGUGUAACACUCUAACAACCACAGUCAGUGAUGCCUGUUGUGUCAGAAUGGGAAUGCUGCAUCUGCUGAUUGGACUCCUCAUUUUCAUCCUGUUUUAGAUUUCAGAACAAAAAUGGAUGAAACUCUGAAUCCACUGGAAGGACUCUCAGAGAACAUUAAGUAGUCUGGUCUUUGGUUUACUUGCUGCUAUCUUUGAUUGGUAAUAACACAGAUUUUAAAAUACAUAUUUAAAAGAGGGAGAGGGUCUGGGUGAAGUUAAAAUGAGCUUAGUCAGCACCAAUGAUAGACACACGCACUCAAAACUUAAAUUUUACUUUUUUUCAGUUUGUUAGCCUUGAUUUAAGUGACACAUAAAGAGUUUCACAGGAACAUAGUCACUGGGAAUUUUGAUUAUGACACAAAUUGGGCUUGCACAUUAGAUUGAGGCCACAAAAGAUGGAAAUGAUAAUAAGUGUGUUAAAAUAUUUACU
This is a messenger RNA of Platichthys flesus (European flounder), 1050 nucleotides long. RefSeq names its product phospholipase A2 inhibitor and Ly6/PLAUR domain-containing protein-like. The coding region runs from base 1 to 678 and encodes 225 amino acids. The record is from RefSeq and is a predicted model, not a curated record. The transcript has 6 exons. Lineage: Eukaryota; Metazoa; Chordata; Actinopteri; Pleuronectiformes; Pleuronectidae.